Molecule: messenger RNA, 7105 nt
Organism: Alligator sinensis (Chinese alligator)
Lineage: Eukaryota; Metazoa; Chordata; Crocodylia; Alligatoridae
Gene: PHLPP2
Product: PH domain and leucine rich repeat protein phosphatase 2
Exons: 18
Coding region: 150-3659 (1169 amino acids)
Molecular function (GO): protein binding
Source: RefSeq, a predicted model, not a curated record
GGGGGGGAGCAGCUGCCGUGGCGGGGAGGCGGGGGCGGCUGGAGCCCACAGAGAAGCCCCUGCAGAUCGUGUAUGAGUACCUGGCCAGCCUCGGGUUCGAAGAUCCCUUGAGGAUACAGGAGGAGGCAGCAAACGCAGACCUCAGCUGUAUGAUCCGUUUUUACAAUGAAAAGCCAUGUCAGGUGGAGCAGCUGGACCGGAUCCUGCUCUCAGGCAUCUACAGUGUGCGCAAGGGAAGGACCCAGCUGCACAAGUGGGCAGAGCGCCUGGUCAUCCUCUGUGGCACCUGCCUCAUCGUGUCCUCCGUGAAAGACAGCCACACGGGGAAGAUGCACGUUCUGCCGCUUGUGGGAGGGAAGGUGGAGGAGGUGAAGCGCCGGCAGCACUCGCUUGCCUUCAGCUCCAUGGGGGCACAAGCGCAAACAUUCCACGUCUGCUUCAACACGCCAGCAGAGUGCCAGCGCUGGCUCCGGCAGGCUUCUGCGGUUGUGUCUCAGCGCCUGAGCACUGUGGACCUCUCAUGUUACAGCCUGGAGGAGGUCCCUGAGCAUCUCUUCUACAGCCAAGACAUCACCUACCUCAACUUGCGACACAACUUCAUGCGCCCGAGUGGCUCGGGGGGGCUGGACUCACUCUGCAGGUUUUCUCAACUGAGGGGCCUGAACCUGUCUCAGAACCGGCUGAGGGAGUUUCCCACAUCGCUGUGCGAGAUCCCCACGCUGAUGGAGCUCAACCUGUCCUGCAAUGGGCUCCAUGACCUGCCCAGCCAGGUCGGCAAGCUGCUGAAUCUUCAGACCUUUGCUCUCGAUGGGAAUUGCCUCACGACCCUGCCAGAUGAGCUUGGAUGCCUGCAGCAGCUCAGCACCCUGGGGCUCUCCUUCAAUGACUUCCACGAUAUGCCAGCCAUCUGUGAGAAACUCCUCUCCUUGGACAAGCUGGCCAUGGCGGGGAACCAGCUGGAGACCCUGGACUUGGGUGCGCUGAACAGAAUGAGCCACAUCAAACAUGUGGAUCUGAGACUGAACCAGCUGAAGGGGGCAUCUGCUGACAGCCUGGAGGGGAACAAGUCUGUGACCCACUUGGAUGUGCGGGACAACCAGCUGGCAGAGCUGGACCUGAGCACCCUGGGCAGCUUGGAGCAGCUGCACUGCGAGCGGAACCGUCUUCAGGAGCUGACGCUGAGCGGCUUCUCCCUGCGGGCCCUCUACGCCAGCCACAACCGUCUGACCACAGUCAGUGUUUACCCGGUGCCAGGCCAGCUGACCUGCCUCGAGCUCUCCCGGAACCAGUUGCAGUGUGUCCCUGACUGGGCCUGUGAAGCAAAGAAACUGGAGGUGUUGGACCUGAGCUUCAAUCUCCUCACAGAGCUGCCGUCGAGGCUCCUGAGCAGCCUGAGCCUGAGGAAGCUGAUGGCCGGGCACAACCAGCUGCAGAGCCUGCCACCGCUGCUGGAACAUGUUCCCCUGGAGGUGCUGGACCUCCAGCACAACCUGCUGACCAGGCUCCCUGACAGGCUCUUCUCCAAGGCACUGAAUCUCAGGUACCUGAACGUGUCGGCCAACAGCCUGGAGUCCCUGCCCUCGGCCAGCACGGGCGAGGAGAGCCUGAGCCUGCUGCAGCUGCUGUACCUGACUAACAACUGCCUCACAGAUCAGUGCAUCCCUGUCCUGGUGGGGCACCCGAACCUGCGGAUCCUGCAUCUGGCCUACAACCAACUGCACACCUUCCCUGCCAGCAAACUGAGCAAGCUGGAGCAGCUGGAAGAGCUGAACCUGAGUGGCAACAAACUAAAGACGAUUCCUACAACGAUUGCAAACUGCAAGCGUCUGCACACACUCCUCGCCCACUCAAACGAGAUCAGCAUUUUCCCAGAGAUCCUGCAGCUGCCCCUCAUUCAGUUUGUGGACUUGAGCUGUAACGAGCUGACAGAGAUCCUGAUCCCAGAGGUGCUGCCGGCUGCCUUGCAGGAGCUGGACCUGACUGGGAACACAAACCUGGUGCUGGAGCACAAGACCUUGGACAUCUUCAGCCACAUCGCCACCCUGAAGAUCGACACCAAGCCCGGGCUCACAGCUGAUGCUGCGCUCACCUCCCCCUUCUGGAGCCACGGGCUGGCUGAGAUGGCCGGGCAACGGAACAAGCUGUGUGUGGCGUCCCUAGCGCUGGGGAGCUUUGCCGAAGGCACAGAGGCCGUAUAUGGCAUGUUCGAUGGCGACCGCAAUGAGGAGCUACCGCGCCUGCUGCAGUGCACCAUGGCAGACGUGCUGCUGGAGGAGCUGCAGCAGUCCAACACGGACACGGUCUUCAUGACCAGCACCUUCCUGGUCUCCCACAGGAAGCUGGGGAUGGCCGGCCAGAAGCUGGGCUCCUCCGCCGUCCUGUGCUAUAUCCGGCACGACACCGCCGAACCAGGCAGCAGCUUCACACUAACACUGGCCAACGUGGGGACGUGCCAGGCCGUCCUGUGCCGUGGUGGGAAGCCACUACUACUCUCCAAAGUCUUCAGCCUGGAGCAAUGCCCCGAGGAGACCCGGAGGGUGCAGGAGCAGAAAGCCAUCAUCACUGAGGACAACAAGGUGAAUGGUGUGACCUGCUGCACCCGCCUGCUGGGCUGCACCUACCUGCACCCCUGGAUCCUGCCCUGGCCUCACGUGUUCUCUGUGCCACUGAGCGUGCAGGACGAGCUGCUGCUGCUGGGGAACAGGGCGCUCUGGGAGCAUCUCUCCCCCACGGAGGCUGUGGGCGCUGUGCGCCACCUGCAUGACCCACUGGCUGCUGCCAAGAAGCUCUGCACUUUAGCCCAAAGCUACGGCUGCCAGGACAAUGUGGGCGCAGUUGUGGUGUGCUUGAACAUCGGUGAGGACAACUGCACCUGUGAGGGGCAGGGUCUUGCUCUGCCAGGCCCGGGCGGCUUCCUGCCCCUGGCCAAGCCAGCCACACCCUCCUCCAGCAGUGGCAUCGCCUCCGAGUUCAGCAGCGAGCUGUCAGCCUCUGAGGUCAGCAGUGAGGUGGGCUCCACAGCCUCCGAUGAACACAGCACAGCUGGCCUGGACGCCAGCCUCCUGCCUCGGCCCGAACGGCACUGCAGCCUGCACCCUCCGCCUCCACCCCCACCCAGCAUUUUCCAGCGCCAGCCGUCCUGUGCCACCUUCUCCAGCAACCAGUCUGACAACGGGCUAGACAGUGAUGAUGAGCAGCCGGUGGAGGGCGUCAUGACUAACCAGGCCCCCCCCCUGCCACAGGCCGAGGACAGGGGCCCUGAGGAUGAUGCCAGCGGCCUCGUUCUCCAUAUCUGGAGGCAAAACAGUGCCGGCAGCAGCCUCCUGCCUGCCGUGGCCCGGGAGAGGGGGGGCGAGCUGCAGAAGUCACCCUCCACGUGCUGCCUCUAUGGGAAGAAGCUGUCCAAUGGCUCCAUCGUGCCCCUGGAGGAGAGCCUCAACCUCAUUGAGGUUGCUAUGGAGGCGCCCAAGAAGAAGACGGGCUAUUUUGCUGCCCCCACCCAAUUGGAGCCUGAGGACCAGCUGGCGGUGCCACCGCAUCUGGAAGAGGAGGUGAAGGAGCAGAUGAAGCAGCACCGGGAGAGCGGGGCAGAGCCGGCAGCCAGCGAGAAGGCUGUGGCUGCCCCAGCACCCCCAGAGGAGUUCGACACGGCUCUGUGACCCUGCAGGGUGGCUCACAUCUGUCCCAGCAGCACUGGAGCCAGGGUCUGUAGGGAGAGUACGGGCAUCAGCUCCCUCCCUGCUGGAGCCAACAGCAGGCCUGGAGCUGUGCUCCCCGGGCUACCUGCUCCAAUGGUGGAGUCCCAGCCACUGCAAGAGCCCAUGGUCCUCAGCCAGCUGGUGUGGGCAAGGCUGGUGGCUCUGUGCACUGGUGCCCCUUCUGUUAGUCUUGUCCCUCUCAGGCUCGUCAGCUCUCCCAGGUGACGGGCAGGCAAAUGGGGUGAGGGGGCCACAGCGGUGCUUGCGGAGCCCCGCAAAGCGCACCUGCCCCAGCUGGCAGGAGGGGUCUGUCCCAGCGGAGCUCGGCAAGGCCUGGCUGGGGGCCGACUCCCACACACAUUGCAAGCACUUUCAUGGACUGCACUCGAGCCAGCCUGCUCCCACCUGCCCAGCACUUUACUCCUAGGGCAGGGGGAGGGGCGCCGCAGUAUGCGGGAUCGCCCGCGGGUAUUGUUUGGCACUGCGGGACAGGGCCUCCGUGCCCCGGGCAGGCACAGCCAUGGGCACUAGGGCGCCUUGAUAGGGGGUCAGCCAGGGCAGGGAGGGAACGGGGGAGCUCCUUCCCCUUGGGAUGGGUGUGGGUGGGGAAACGGUGCAGCUCUUGGGCCCAGGAGAGGUUGGGGAGGGGUUUGGCUAUCUCCAGGAGAGGCACAACUGUGGGCAGCACACGGGGCUGGGGGUAUGAGGACGGGGCACUGAGCACUCCAGCAGGAGGAACCCCUUGUGGGCCCAGAGCCUGCGCUUUCCCACGUGGGGGCCUUGACCAGGAGGCACCAAGGCUGAGGGCAUCGCCUCCAUCCCUGGCAGCAGCGAGGUCAGGGCUGCCCAUGGCCUGGAGGGAGCUGCAAGAUGCAAGCGUCUGCUGACUCCAGCUCCAGGUCCAGCACAUGUCCAUGCUGGGAAAUCACUAGCGGCAAAUGCAGGUGGCUCUGGGCUAGGGGAUGCUGACCUGCCGCAUGGCAUCUCCUAGCGCUGCUCCUGCAGCCGAACCAGAAACAGCUGCCAGGCUGCACCCCGGGUGGAUCUGCCCCUGCCUCAGCACCUGCGGUCAGUGCUCUGGGCUGGGGGAGCUCUGAGGGGCAAGACAGCCCUGGAGCCUCAUCACACCCCUCCUGGGCAGUAGGGCCCCCAGAAUUUAUGUUUUGGAGAAAGUCUGAGAAACUUUUCCAAAGCAUUUCUAGAGGUUUGGGGUGAGGUUUCCAUGUCAAACCCAGGUCCAGUCUGAGCUGGGAUACUCUAGGGAGCAUGAGCAUGGUUUGUCUGUCAGAGCAGGGUGGUGGAGGAGGAGGUUGUUCACAGUAAAAAUCGCUCUAGCCCAGUCUUCCCUGGGAAACACGGUCCUUCUGCCGUGCAUGUGGGCAGGUGCGACAACUACCACCGGGUCCAGCCAGGACUUUACUGUGUGGUUGCUGCCACGCGUUAGCAAAUGUUGUGGAAAACAAGAGGAAAGAAAUGUUCCUAGCAUGGAUUUGGCUCUGAGCUUCAUGGUUUCUUGUAACGUUUCAUUUAACCUUGGAAAUUGGAAGGAAAACUUGCUAUUUGGAUUUAGAGAAUGAGACGAGUGCCUGAAUGGGGCAGGGCAAAACACCAUGGGAAGGGCAGAGAGUUCCUGUCUCAUUUAUCUAGGAGUCCUCAGCAAAAAUGGGGAAGAUCAAAAAGUUCAUUGUAAAACUCCAGGCCCUUUCCAGCCCCUCCUGACAGUAGCAGAGGUGGCUGUGCCUGAUGUAAGGGCUGUGGUGGGUCCUUGCCUCCCCUGAGCAGCCAGCAGUCGCCAGGCCCUAGCAUAGGGCAACUUGACCUACACAGUCCUGGAUUUAGGUGCUGGUGGGACGAGCUGCCCCUCUGCCCACGUAAGAAUGGAGCAGGCUCUGGGCACUUGCCCAUGCGGGAUGUCUGGGGUCUAUGCUGGGCCUUAGUCUGGGGUGAAAGAUCCUGCAUGUGCCUGACCACAAAUUAGUCUGAGCCAGGAACGCCGCAGGGAGCAGAGGCAGUGCCCGAGCAGCUCCGCUCAGGAGCAGGCAGACCCAGGGCAGCAGCUCCCAGUGCUGGGCUGGCGCUCGGGGCCAGGCCCGCGGUGCAGUGAUUCCCACCUGGGGCUGUCCCUGCUGUCCUGGCACAGUGCAGUGGUGGCUGCCAGACACCCCCAGCCAGGGCAGCAGCCCCAGGUUCACCCAAUGGAGCAGUGGCAAUACAGGCAGCUGCCCUGGUCCAGAGCUGGCCAGCUGCACCUCUGCCCCCCCCUUCCUGGUACCCUGCUACAAACAGCCCGGUUCUGCGCGGCAUUGCCUGGGCUGCUCCUGUCCUGCCCUGCAGGGCAGCAGGUUCUUGGUCUUACCCCCUGGCUGCUUCCUCUCAGCUCCCUAGCCCUGGGCCGGGCCAGCUGUGAGGAAGUCGUCUCCUUCCCCCACCCACCUGGACUGGCUUUGGGCCACUGCAUGGGCUGUGCACUGAGGUGAGAGGAGACAUAGGGCAGAGGAGGGGGCAUGGGCACUGCCUCCCCUGCUGCCAGCGAGCUGGUCAGGGCCAAGGCUGGCUGUGCUGGUGUGCUGGAAGGAGCAGGCCGUCCCUGGGAAAAGACGCCCAUGCGGCCGUGGGCUGCUGGUGCCGAUCGGCCCCCUUGGGACAUGCACUUCCACGGCGGUGGGUCCCGUGAAGGCGCUGCCUUCCCUGCUGCCCUGCGCCACCCUGCAGGGCACAGCAGAAGGCACCGGCAAGAGCGAGCCAAGCCAACAGUAUUGGGGGGCAGCCCCUGGCGCCCCCUGACACUCCUGAGCCGGGAGGGGGCAUCCUCCUUCCUGGAAGUGAGGAACUUCAGGAACCCCCUGCCCGGGAAGCAGCUGCCGCAGGCCUCUGCCCGGCCCCAUCGAGGUGGGGUGCAGGGGGGGAGCUCUGCUUGUCCUGGACACGGCUUCUGCGUCACUUGCCAAAGGGCCGCCGGGGGCAGCGGCUCACGCCGUGGGCUCUGCGCAGGCCUUCGUGGCCCUGUUGCAGGCUGAAGCCUCAUCCUGUGUUUUUGAUAUUUUUUAAAUGUGUUCCCUUUUCUACCGUGUCACGUGAGCCAGAGCAUGGUAAAGACCCACUGCAGCAGCUCGUGUUCGUGCAAUAGCCUCUCCCCUGCCGUCAAUGUGGGAGACGAUGUUCCCACACUCGCUCUCGCAUGCUGCUCUCCUGAUGCCCUGUCCGUCGUGUGAAGCUGCCCGUCGUGAUGAACGCACCUUCACCCCAGCUGGUGCCUGCUGCUGUGCAGAGGCAGACGCCCUGGCUGCUGGGGUCAAACACUACUGCGUUGCCCCUUUACUAAGAUGUACAGAACCGUUCAGGCAGGAAGAAUAUUUUUGAUCAACUUUUCAGCUGACUUAGCAAUAAAGAUUUUUACUUUCAUCUAA